Molecule: messenger RNA, 495 nt
Organism: Ipomoea nil (Japanese morning glory)
Lineage: Eukaryota; Viridiplantae; Streptophyta; Magnoliopsida; Solanales; Convolvulaceae
Exons: 2
Coding region: 1-495 (164 amino acids)
Molecular function (GO): DNA binding
Source: RefSeq, a predicted model, not a curated record
AUGAGAUCGAUGCAUAUGGAUGAUAAUAUGGAUGAUGAUUCAAUUGAAAAAGAGCCAGAGAUUGCACAAACUGUUGCAACGGAGGCUAAUGAGGAAGUAAAUCAAUCUAAGAAAAGAAAGGUUAGCCGACACAGAUCUGAGGUAUGGGAGAAUUUUACUAAAUUUAGUAAUGAGAAAUUUGAGCAAAAAGCUAGAUGCAAUUAUUGUCAGAAAGAAUUGUUUGCUGAUCCUAAAUUGAACGGCACUAGUUCACUAAAAGCCCAUGUUAGAAGCUGUCCAAAAAUGCCCCGUGCUAGUAGUGACCCUAGCCAAACUGAAUUGCUUGAAGGGGAAGGAUCACUAGGUUGUGUGAAGUACAGUGCUGAGGCACUUAGAAGGAGCAUUGUUGAAAUGAUUAUAAAUCAUGAAAUCCCCUUCAAGUUUGUUGAAUUUAAGGGUUUUAGAAAAUGCUUGUCUAUUGCUUGUCCAAGGUUUAAGGGUUUCACUUACCACUGA